AUGGCAUCCCCUUCACCAGAGCGACAAGAUAAUGCCACGAGCAAAGAACCAUCUGGUAUUGAUGGCCCUGGGCAUCAUGAAGAGGCAAAAGAUAGCGCUGCUGCUACAGAGACGGUGGUCGGUGUGCUCAACAACUUAAAUAUUGAGCGUCAACUUAGCCACUCGCCACGACCGUCUACAAGAUCAUCAUCAGUGUCUGCGACAUCUCAAACACCGCCCGAAAAGAAGAAGAAGAAGAAGAAGACUCUACGUUCGUUCUUCACCUACUUCCAACUCCUCUUCUACGCCAACCCAACAUGGAUCGAUGUACUUCUUCUCAUUGUGGGAACUCUCACAGCAUGCGCCGCCGGUGCCCCGUUUCCUCUAAUGGGUAUCAUUUUUGGCCAACUGGUCAACGAUCUCAAUACUGCAUCUUGCGACAAUGGCGAGGUCGCAUCACAAAACUCGCCUAAAGAGCUUCAAGACAGCAUCAACAAAAAGGUUGUCAUGAUUACAUGGAUCGGAGUAAUUAGCUUUGCUCUCAUCUACACCUAUAUCGUGUCUUGGUCUAUCUUUAGUCGUCGUCUUGAGAAUCGCAUUCGAGAUCGCUACUUCAUGAGCAUCCUAUUACAAGAUGCGACCUUCUUCGACAAGAGACAAGCAGGAGAGAUCACCUCCCGUCUCAAUGCUGAUAUCCAGGCAAUUCAGUCUGGUACCUCAGAGAAAGUGGGCAUCAUCAUGGGUUGCACCUCGUUCUUCGUCUCAUCGUACGUUGUCGCAUUUGUCAAAAAUACUACACUCGCUGGUAUUCUCGUAUCGCUUGUUCCUGCGUUCAUGCUUCUCGCUAUUGUAGGGAGUAUGUUUACCGCAAAGUUUGCAACAGCCAUGUCCGAGAAGAUCGCUUCGGCCUCUUCAAUCGCCUCAGAAGUCCUUGCCAAUAUUCCCGUUGUUCAGGCUUUUGGUGCAGGUCCUCGACUCGAGGCCAUCUUUGCGGAGAGGAUGAAGGGGGCACGAAAGCAAGGAAUUAACAAAGCCUUUGUUGCUGCUAUUCAAGCCGGGUUGCUCUACUUUAUUGCCUACUCGGCAAACGCGCUUGCUUUCUGGCAGGGUAGCACACAGAUUGCCGACAUGGUUGAGGGUAACGGCGAUGCCUCUGUUGGUGAUAUCUACACUGUUAUUCUUUUGCUGGUUGACGCCUGUGUUGUUCUUGGUGGCAUUGCCCCUUUGUUGCCACUCGUUGGGGCUGCUGUUGGGUCUUUUGAAAAACUUCGUGAAGAUAUGGACAGCCCGGCUACCAUCGACACGGGGUCUAACAAGGGGAAGAAUCUCACAUCGGUGGAGGGAAGCGUAUCUUUCAAAAAUCUUUCAUUUGCCUAUGCUUCACGACCUCACCACCCGGUGCUGAAGAAUGUCUCUUUCGAAUGUCCUGCUGGCAAGCAUACCGCCCUCGUCGGCCUUUCUGGCAGCGGGAAGUCCACUAUUGCUGGCCUUACAUCUCGAAUCUAUGACCCUGCUGAGGGUACAGUUCUCCUUGAUGGACAUGAUCUUAAAGAACUAAACGUCAAGGGACUAAGGAGUCACAUGAGUCUUGUGCAGCAAGAACCCUCUCUUCUGGACCGGUCAAUCGUCGAGAAUAUCGCCCUUGGCAUCUUGAACUCGCCCCAGCCUGAGCAUCAGAGAUUUAAAACCACAAUCCUUGGCACUGGACUUGGUGAGCUCGCCACUAGGCUCCGUCAAGGCGAUGAUCUCGUGGUAGCAGCUCAAAGCUUUGGGCAAGAAAUGAUUGAUCUAGUUGAACGAGUUCAGGAGGCUGCUCGACUUGCUGACGCGUCUGGUUUCGUUAACAGAUUGGAGUAUGGCUAUGGAACACUGGUCGGUACCGGCGGAAAGCUUGUGAGCGGCGGUCAACGACAGCGUCUUGCGCUUGCUCGAGCAUUGAUCCGCGAUCCCAAGAUCCUCAUCCUGGAUGAGGCCACAGCCUCUCUCGACUCCGCAAGUGAGCACCGCAUCCAGAUGGCCAUCGAGUCUAUUGCUAAGAAUCGUACCGUCAUUGCUAUUGCCCAUCGUUUGUCCACUAUCAAAAAUGCAGACAACAUCAUCGUUAUGAACAGUGGUGAAAUCAUCGAGCAAGGCAACCAUCUUGAACUAAUGGCUCUCAAUGGCUCAUAUGCCAGUAUGGUACGCCUACAGACUGUUGACUCGGAGGACGCCGGAUCUACCACAAGCACUGUACGGGCUGAUGGUACCUUCUCCGAAAAGGACUCCGUUGCAGAACUGAAGGCUGAGAACGUUGGAAAGGAGGAGGUAGAUGCUUACCACGUGCAAGAAACCGAAGAAAAGGAUACUACUCCUGAGGCAGACGCUGCUCUCGACUCCAACAAGUCUGCUUGGGUCGUCAUCAAGACCAUCGGCAGCAUGGUACGACCCUAUCUUCUCCUCAUCAUUGUUUGUCUCUUUGCUGCCACUAUCGUCGGGCUCACAUUCUCUUCAUCUGGUCUAAUUUUCGGUUACACCAUUGACAACCUCAGCCCCUGCAAUCCUGUCCAAGAUAUUCGCUGGGCGGGUAGGUUCUUUGGAGGCAUGUGGUUUAUGAUUGCCUGCGUCGAGUUAUUGGCCAAUACCACAAGCUGGACCGGCUUCGGCAUGGUUGCUGAGAAGUUGUUAUACAAGAUCCGAGUCCUCUGCUUCCGCUCCCUGUAUGAACAAGAUCUCGAUUGGCAUCAGUCAGAAGGGCGCACUCCCACUGCGCUUCUAUCUGUCAUCACCACGGAUGCCGCAGCAGUUGGCGGAUUCAGCGGUUCUAUCAUUGGUACAGUCUUUUCUAUUGUGGUCAAUUUUCUGGUUGCCAUCAUCCUCUCACACAUUCUCGCUUGGAAAAUUGCCAUCGUAUGCUUGGUCAUCGUGCCUAUCCUUCUAGGCUGUGGCAUCAUGCAGCUUCGAUCGUUGUCCAAGUUUGAGCGUCGCCAUGCUGGAGCUUUCUCGGGGGCCGUCGGCAUUGCCAACGAGGCUGUAAACUCUUUCAAAACCAUCUCUUCACUAUCUAUAGAAGAGGAAGUCAUGAGCGCAUACCGUCGUGCUCUGAGGGCACCUCGGAAAGAAAUCACAUUGGCUUCUAUGUACGCCAACUUGUGGCUCUCUCUCGCUAAUAGCACCGGGAAUUUGAUCUAUGCCUUCGCAUACUGGUGGGGUUCGACUCGGAUCACUGCAGGCGAGGCUAGCCAGCGAGAGUUCUUUAUAAUUCUUAUCUGCAUGCUUGUUAGUGCACAGCUCUGGGGUCAAAUGUUCAGUCUUGCACCCGAAGUAUCUCGAGCCAGGGCUGCCGCUUCCCGCAUCCUGAGCUUGAUCAAUCUCGGAUCUUCCAAGGACGAGGCGAAGAAAGGCAAACUGACACUCGCUAUCGAAAAUACCGAAAAGGAUCUUGAAGCUCGGGCUGAAGCUCAUGAGAAGAGUAGCGGAGGCAAGGGGGCCACAAUCGUGUUCAAGGAUGUGAAAUUCUCAUAUCCGGCCCGACCUCAUAUUCAAAUCCUCACCGGCAUGUCGUUCACUAUUCCUGGUGGACAGUUUGUUGGUCUUGUUGGACCAUCUGGUGCUGGCAAGUCGACCAUCAUGUCGUUAGUCCAACGUAUGUACCGACCAUCAGGCGGCACUGUCGAGAUCAAUGGUGUUGAUAUUUGCGCACGUGAAGGAACCAGGUUCCGCAACGACAUAGCAGUUGUUCCCCAGGACUGCGCUCUGUUUGACGGAACGAUCCGUUUCAAUGUCGCUUUAGGCUCAACUCCUGAUCACGAGCCAAGUGACGAAGAGAUCCAUGAAGCUUGUAAGCUGGCCAACAUCCACAACGUUAUUAUGGAGUUGCCCAACGGGUACGAUACUGAAUGCGGGCCUAAUGGUUCGCGUCUUUCUGGCGGUCAGAGACAGCGACUAGCGAUUGCGCGAGCCCUUGUGCGUAAGCCUAAGCUGCUUUUGCUUGACGAGAGCACAAGUGCACUUGACGCCGAGAGUGAACGGGCUCUGCAAGAGGGACUAGAGCGUGUAGCACGAGGUAUCACCGUGAUCGCCAUAACACACAGGCUUCACACGGUGCGCAAGGCGGAUGUCAUAUUCAUGAUUGAGGGAGGCAAGGUUGUAGAAAAGGGUCGACACGAAGAGUUGGUGGAAAGAAGCGAGACUUAUCGCACGAAUGCCCUGCAGCAGAUUCGUGUUUACAUGAGAUCCUGGUUAGGCUUCAAAGUCGCAACCAUUCCCUCCCCAUCCACCCUCGACAAUCCCUCCUCCGUUCCUGGCGUUGUCCCUACCGCAUCCCAAUCCCGCAUUAACGACGUCCAUCCGACCCGAGGAGGGAGUGCUGCUGCCUCCCUGUUAGACGAUUCAGCCUUGGUAUCACAGCAGCAAUACCAGCGCGACAGUAGCGCAAACACGAGCGAACAGUUCGAGCUUGUCGAUUACCCUCCCAUCCAGGCUCGUCGAGACGCCGCAGAUCGCGAAGCCAGAAGACAAUCGAAACGAGAACGAAAGCGCCGCUGGCUUGAACAACAGGACGAGAUGAAGUUUUCGCAUAGUAUCCAGUUCAAUGCUGUUCCAGAUUGGAGCAGCCAUUAUAUCGCCUACAGCAAUCUCAAGAAGCUUAUCUACAAUUUGGAAAAGACCGCCCAUCAGGCGCGCGGUAGUACCGGCGAUGCUGAAUCAAGACCUCUCAUCAACCAGGAAGAUGCCGAAGACGUCUUCUCCAGGGCCCUUGGCGUCGAGCUGGAGAAGAUCUGCUCGUUCUAUGUGUCCAAGGAAGGUGAGCUUCUUGAAGAGGCUGCACAGCUCCUACGCGACGUUGGCGAUGAGGCUGCAGAUGCCAUAGCCGACAACCGUUACUUGCGCCGCCUCUCUGUGUCGUCUGCCAACAACCGAGCCGACGGGCGAAAUGGUUUCCGCUCAAGAAGCCCCAGAAGCCGCAGCAGCGACAAUGAGGAGAGCGGAAGCGAAGAGGAAGAUGAGACUACAGGGUUGACAACAAGACGACGAAGCAGCGCAGGCCGCAGGCGAACCCUUCCCAAUUUAAAUGCUAAGCCGCGCUCCGAGGAUAUGAAUGCGUCUACCGACUUUGGCCGAGAUGCGAGAAGGCACAGCACUGUUGGAGAUGAAAACGAGGAAACUCUUAUGUUCUCCUCGGGCAUGUUUUCGUCAGGCAUCAUGCUCAAGAAACGUAUUAUUGGACUAUAUGUUUCACUCUGUGAGCUCAAAUCAUUCAUUCAGCUCAACCGUACCGGUUUCACCAAGGUACUAAAGAAGUUUGAUAAGAUUCUCGAUAAAGAAUUGAAAGGACCAUAUCUACGAGCUCACGUCGAGACCGCCUACCCCUUCAAGGACGAAACCAAGCGCGUGCUCGAGGAAAACAUUGCCAAGAUGGAGAAGGCAUACGCCGAAAUUGUUACCGGCGGAGAUGAGGCCCUGGCUCGUAAGGAUCUUCGUUCGCAUCUUCGAGAGCACGUUGUAUGGGAGCGCAACACUGUUUGGAGAGACCUUAUCGGUAUUGAGCGUAGAGCCGAGGCGGCUGGCCUCGGACAGGCGCUACUUGGCCAAGAAAGAGGCAAUGUGACAAGGAGGUUACAGGGCGACGAGGCCAAGGGCGCCCAAAUCACGCAGUUCCGUACUCCUCUGGGCAGAAUCACCUUGCCGCCAUGGCUUGCAAGCACGUCUCUCUGGACCUUGAUUGCAUGCUUGACUGUCUUCUUCCUGCUCCUCUUGCUCCCUAUCAUGGAGAAGGCCGAGCAACAGAACUGCCUGGCCAUGCUUGUCUUUGUCAGUCUAAUGUGGGCCACUGAGACCAUUCCUCUCUUUGUGACUUCAUUACUGAUUCCCUUCCUUUCUGUCGUUCUGAACGUGGUUCGUGAUGAGACACCCGGCAAACCUCAGAAGCGACUGGGCUCCAAGGAAGCUACAUCUGCAAUCUUCGCUGCUAUGUGGACACCCGUCAUCAUGCUUCUCCUUGGUGGCUUCACUCUAGCAGCGGCUCUAUCCAAGUGCACUAUCGACAAACGAUUGGCUACUCUUGUUCUGAGCAAGGCUGGCACACAACCAAAAACUGUCCUGAUCGCCAAUAUGUUCGUGGCUGCUUUUGCGUCUAUGUUGAUCAGCAACGUCGCUGCCCCUGUUCUAUGCUAUUCUAUCAUUGAGCCCAUGCUUCGAACCUUGCCAUCUGAUUCCAAUAUGUCAAAAGCGGUCAUCAUCGGUAUUGCACUUGCAUCCAACAUCGGUGGAAUGUUGUCUCCUAUUGCAUCUCCUCAAAAUGUGGUGGCAAUGGGUAUCAUGCAGCCCGCACCUACAUGGCUACAGUGGUUCUUCAUUGUCAUUCCUGUUGGUGCCGUGUCGAUUGUCCUAAUUUGGCUUCUUCUUCUCGUGACAUUCCAGCCGGGUAAGGGCACAACGAUUGCUCCCAUCCGACCUGUCAAAGAGAAGUUUACCGGCCUGCAAUGGUUUGUUACUAUUGUCACCAUUUCUACUAUUGCUUUGUGGUGCGCCAGCCACCAGCUUGAAGCCGAGUUUGGAGAUAUGGGUGUGAUUGCCAUUAUCCCUAUUGUUCUCUUCUUUGGUAUUGGUCUAUUGACCAAGGAGGACUUCAACAACUUCCCAUGGACCAUCAUCAUUCUGGCUGCUGGUGGAUUGUCCUUGGGCAAGGCUGUUCGCUCGUCUGGCCUCCUUCAUACUCUCGCCGAAAUUGUCUCUGAGAAGGUGGAAGGCAUGAGUUUGUACGGUGUCCUGGUUGUCUUCUCGACUUUGAUCUUGGUUAUUGCAACCUUCAUCAGCCACACCGUCGCAGCUCUGAUUUUUCUCCCCCUUGUUUUCGAUGUCGGUGCCGCCAUGGAUCAACCUCAUCCCAACCUGCUUGUCAUGGGUGGUGUUCUCAUGUGCAGUGCCGCCAUGGGCUUGCCAACCAGUGGCUUCCCUAACAUGACUGCUAUCAUGAAAGAAGAUCCUUUCGGUCAGCGAUAUCUCCAGGUCAAGCAUUUCAUCAGCCGUGGUGUGCCCAGCAGUCUCAUCACUCUCGUCGUUGUUGUAACCCUUGGAUAUGGAAUUAUGCAAGUCGCCGGACUUGACUAA
This is a messenger RNA of Fusarium coffeatum, 7068 nucleotides long. RefSeq lists its product as uncharacterized. The record is from RefSeq and is a predicted model, not a curated record. Gene Ontology annotation, biological process: transmembrane transport. The transcript has 9 exons. Gene Ontology annotation, molecular function: ATP hydrolysis activity; ABC-type transporter activity; ATP binding. Gene Ontology annotation, cellular component: membrane. NCBI's taxonomy places the organism in Eukaryota, Fungi, Ascomycota, Sordariomycetes, Hypocreales, Nectriaceae. Bases 1 to 7068 code for a protein of 2355 amino acids.